Molecule: messenger RNA, 2004 nt
Organism: Iphiclides podalirius (scarce swallowtail)
Lineage: Eukaryota; Metazoa; Arthropoda; Insecta; Lepidoptera; Papilionidae
Source: the annotation of a GenBank genome assembly
AUGCCAGCAAUCGGAAUCGAUCUGGGAACAACGUAUUCGUGCGUCGGCGUGUGGCAGCACGGCAACGUGGAGAUCAUCGCCAACGACCAGGGCAACAGGACGACGCCUUCGUAUGUGGCAUUUACGGACACCGAGAGGCUCAUCGGAGAUGCGGCCAAGAACCAGGUGGCCCUCAACCCCAGCAACACGGUCUUCGACGCGAAGAGGCUUAUCGGGCGCAAGUUCGACGAUCCCAAGAUCCAAGCGGACAUGAAGCACUGGCCCUUCAAAGUGGUUAACGACUGCGGCAAGCCCAAGAUUCAGGUCGAAUUUAAGGGUGAACAGAAGAGGUUCGCUCCCGAGGAGAUCAGCAGCAUGGUGCUGACGAAGAUGAAGGAGACUGCGGAGGCAUAUCUGGGAAACACAGUGCGUGACGCCGUGAUCACCGUGCCAGCGUACUUCAACGACUCUCAGAGGCAGGCCACGAAGGACGCAGGUGCCAUCGCAGGGCUGAACGUGCUUCGCAUCAUCAACGAGCCCACGGCGGCCGCGCUGGCGUAUGGUCUGGACAAGAACCUCAAGGGCGAGCGCAACGUGCUGAUCUUCGACCUCGGCGGCGGCACCUUCGACGUGUCGAUCCUGACCAUCGACGAGGGCUCCCUGUUCGAGGUGAAAGCGACUGCCGGCGACACGCACCUGGGAGGCGAGGACUUCGACAACCGACUGGUGAACCACCUCGCGGACGAGUUCCAGCGCAAGUACAAGAAGGACCUGCGCUCGAACCCGCGCGCCUUGCGACGCCUCCGCACCGCCGCCGAGCGCGCCAAGCGCACGCUCUCCUCCAGCACCGAGGCCACCCUGGAGAUCGACGCUCUCUACGAGGGCAUCGACUUCUACACGCGCGUCUCCCGCGCCCGCUUCGAGGAGCUCAACUCGGACCUGUUCCGCGGCACCCUGGAGCCAGUGGAGAAGGCGCUCAAGGACGCCAAGAUGGACAAGAGCCAGAUCCACGACGUGGUGCUGGUGGGCGGCUCCACGCGCAUCCCCAAGGUGCAGAGCCUGCUGCAGAACUUCUUCUGCGGCAAGAAGCUUAACCUUUCCAUAAACCCGGACGAGGCGGUGGCUUACGGCGCCGCCGUGCAAGCUGCCAUCCUAAGCGGAGAGUCUGACUCUAAGAUCCAGGACGUGCUGUUGGUGGACGUGGCGCCGCUGUCUCUCGGCAUCGAGACGGCCGGUGGUAUCAUGACCAAGAUCAUCGAACGCAACUCCAAGAUCCCGUGCAAGCAGUCGCAGACAUUCACCACUUACUCUGACAACCAACCAGCGGUCACUAUUCAGGUGUACGAGGGAGAGCGCGCAAUGACCAAGGACAACAACCUUCUGGGCACGUUUGACCUGACGGGCAUUCCACCGGCGCCGCGCGGCGUGCCCAAGAUCGACGUGACAUUCGACAUGGACGCCAACGGCAUCCUGAACGUGUCCGCCAAAGAGAACAGCACGGGCCGCAGCAAGAACAUCGUGAUCAAGAACGACCGGGGUCGGCUGUCACAGGCUGAGAUCGAUCGCAUGCUCGCUGAGGCAGAGCGAUAUAAAGAGGAGGACGAGAGACAGCGGCAGCGUGUCACCGCCCGCAAUCAGCUCGAGACUUACGUGUUCGGCGUGAAACAGGCGGUGGAGGAGGCAGGCGACAAGCUAAGUGAGAGUGACAAGAACACUGCUCGCCAACAUUGCGAAGACGCCCUUCGAUGGCUCGACAACAACACGCUGGCCGACCGCGAAGAGUACGAGCACCGGCUCAAGGAGCUGCAACGGGUCUGCUCGCCACUCAUGAGCAAGAUGCAUGGAGCAGCACAGGGCGGUAUGCCAGGCGGUAUGCCUGGUGGUAUGCCAGGCGGUAUGCCGGGAGGAAUGCCUGGUGGAAUGCCAGCCGGUAUGCCGGGAGGAAUGCCUGGUGGAAUGGCAGGUGGUAUGCCGGGUGGUAUGUACGGUGGCCAGCGUGAAGGUCCCACGGUGGAGGAAGUGGAU